GCAAUGACGUCACGGGGAUGCGCCGCCCGCCAUGGCGGGGUCGGUGGCGGGUCCGGCGCGCCUGGUGCGGGGCGGGCAGAAGGACGAGCUCUACCGGAGCGGGCUGCGGGCCGCGGCCGGCACCGCGCUGCACGGGGCCGCGGGUGCCAGGCAGUGGCUGCAGUGGAGGAAGGAGGUGGAGCUGCUCUCUGAUGUAGCCUACUUCGUCCUCACCACGCUGUCAGGUUACCAGACGCUGGGUGAAGAGUACGUUAACAUUGUUCAAGUUGACUCAACCAAGAAAAGGGUACCUGCCUUUCUUCGACGGGCUGUCUUUGUUGCUCUUCAUACUGUAGUACCUUACUGCUUAGAAAAGGGAUUACAGCACCUGGAACACGAGCUGCAGACAGAAGCUGAUGUGUCCAGCACCUUACAGAGCAACCCAGCACUUGGCUUACCCAGUAGGACCUUAAUACGAAGCUGGAUACAGAGGCAAGUUGGGGAUCUUACAGAGCAGCAGAAGAAGAGAGUCCUACAGAUCGUGUAUGUUCUUAAACAAAGCAUUCCUUUGCUUCAUCGACUGCAUCUGGCAGUGUUCUACAUAAGUGGCACUUUUUAUCACCUCUCUAAAAGAAUCGCAGGGAUCACAUAUCUGCACUUUGGAGGACUGCAAGAAGAUGAGAGCAUUCGAUCAAGUUACAAGUUUCUUGGAAUCAUUUCACUCUUCCAUCUUCUUCUAACAAUUGGUGUUCAGAUGUACAGCUUCAAACAGAAGCAGAGAGCAAGGCAGGAAUGGAAACUACACCGCAGCCUAGCUCAUCAGAAAAAUAUGACCAAUGAGAGGACUCCUGGGCGCCACUCCCGCUGCACACUGUGUUUGGAAGAACGGAGACAUACAACAGCCACUCCUUGUGGCCACCUCUUCUGCUGGGAAUGCAUCACGGAGUGGUGUAACACCAGAACAGAAUGUCCACUGUGCAGAGAAAAGUUUCAUCCUCAGAAACUAAUCUACCUACGUCACUAUCAACUCUAAAGGAAAUCUGCUGUUUGGUGACAACGGCCUCAGGUCUCAUACCCUUUAUAAAGUUGUCAUACAGUUUGAGUUAGUCCAAGAGAAAGACUUUUAUUAAAACUGGUAACUGCCUGUGCAAAGCGGCACUUCAUUCCUGCUGUACAGAAUAAAUGUAUUUCUGCCUCUA
Molecule: messenger RNA, 1178 nt
Organism: Neopsephotus bourkii (Bourke's parrot)
Lineage: Eukaryota; Metazoa; Chordata; Aves; Psittaciformes; Psittacidae
Gene: PEX10
Product: peroxisomal biogenesis factor 10
Exons: 6
Coding region: 32-1012 (326 amino acids)
Biological process (GO): protein import into peroxisome matrix
Cellular component (GO): peroxisomal membrane
Molecular function (GO): zinc ion binding
Source: RefSeq, a predicted model, not a curated record